AUGUCUUUAGAAAAUGCGUCAGAUCUCACCCAGGAAGAAUUGGAAGAAGGACUACAAAUCAAAGUUGCUGAAGCACGAACAUGGUGCGCCAAGCUCCCCUUUGACGGUCUUGUAGAUUAUGAUGGUGAAUCUGCUGAUUUGUUCUCGUUUGUCACCAACGCCAUUGAAACAAGAGCUGCAAAAUUUGAUCCAAAGCAAUGGCCACCCACCAAAAAAGGUCUGAAAGAUUUGCUUCACCAUUUGAAAGUAAUUGGUCUCAAGCAUGGAAGCGAAUUCAUAUAUGACGUCUCAAAAGGCUGGUUGGCUUGUUAUAGAUCAAAGCCAUAUCAUGGGACAAAAUUACAAGACUCAGAGCAAUAUAAUGAAAAGGGGGUCCUUCUCCAGUACCGACACAAGUCCUACCCCCAUGAUCGCUUAAGGAAUCGUCCAGAUGGCCUAACGCAACCCCGUGCUACACAUACUUCAAAGGACACCACAGGAGACAAGCUUUGCCCCUGCCGACUGCGACUGCGUAUUCACAAGAGCAAAAAGGCAAGUGAACCAUCCUACAUCUAUGUUUCCUGUACUGGAAGCACAGUCCAUAGAUAUCAUGCAAAACCGGCGGUCGAGUUACCAAUAAAGGCACACACCCUCACAAAAGUAGCUCGACAAGCCGUCAUUGCUCAACAGAAGGCAGCAGUUACUGGUACUCAAUCUCGGAAGAUGCUUCUUGAGUUGAAGCACGGCUAUGUCUCUAUUCCCGCAUGCCCAAGAAUUCCGCAGCAGGAGGACGUGCAUUCUAUUGUACAUGCUAAAAAUGUUGCCAACUUAAGCGUGGACAAACUAGCAGAAGGGAGUUUUAUGGUAUCAAGGGAUAGGAACAGAUCGCUUUUCCUUUCUGCACAACAAUAUAAGCAACGGGCCAAGGUACUGUCCCAAUUCAGCCAAUCCAGAACAAACAAAAUUGCAGCAGCUGCCAGUGGCAACACAAACUUUGAUUUGGAAAAGAGAAGACCUGCGGUUAUACCUAUUGUAAGUCCGCCGCUAAUGGGUCGCGGUGGUCUGGCUGCAAGGCGCACAGUGAUUCAAGCCGCUGCAGCCCCAAUGAUACGGCAACAGUUUUGUCACUUCACAUCCACGUUGACUGUUGACGACCAAUUGACACGGACUGAAUUCAUUCAUGAAAGGCUAGAGGCAAUUGAAGCCAAGGCUAUCAAAGCAGCAUCCUUGAAGCUUGGUAGUGGCAGAACCAUUGCUGUAGCAGAUUCUUCCAAUGUGGAGCUCCUAAAUUCCAACGAAGAUGCCUGUUUGCCCCAGCAGAAGAAGAGCGGAACUGAUGGCAUCUGUGGUGUAAAGGAGACAAUGGCCACAAAGCAGCAAGCACCAAGAGGCUUGUACUCCAUUUCCAACGUCUCCAUUGAACAAAAAGAGAAAAAUUUGUUUGCCAGGUCACAUUAG
Messenger RNA from Cylindrotheca closterium, 1437 nucleotides. The record is from the annotation of a GenBank genome assembly. NCBI's taxonomy places the organism in Eukaryota, Bacillariophyta, Bacillariophyceae, Bacillariales, Bacillariaceae.